AUGGUUACUAAUGAAGAAGGUGAGACUAGUUUAGGAAAUUCACCAAAGUGUUUUUAUGUUUGCCACACUGCACCAUUGCUGAGUCAGCCAAUUGAAAUUGGAUGGAAAGGUAACGCGGACAGGUUCAAGAUAGCUCUUCCGUCGAGGUGCAGUGUGUGCCAGAUUGAGGAGGAGUCUUUGGAACAUGUUCUUUGGAGCUGUAGUGUUGCGAAUCGGGCUUGGCAAUGGCUGACAGGUAUUUUCCAUAUUAUUCCUCAUUUUAACUUGCUUGCUGCUAACAAGGAAGCGAAAGGGCGUAGUAGAAUGGUUAAAGACCUGUGGUUAGUCUCAAUCUUGGUGCUGCGUUCGGAGCUGUGGUACCAAAGGAAUAAGAUGGUCUAUGAAAAAAAGAAGCCUUGCUGGACUUUCUUCAAAAAACGUGUGUUUAACCUCAUUCAUGAGUACUCGGCUAGAAUGACAGGAUGUAUGUUCAACAAGGUAGAAGAUCUUGAGAUUCUGAAUUUUUUCAGAGUUAAAUGUCGUAGGGUGAAGAUGUUAGAGCCUGUUGAGUGUUUUUGGCAACCUCCUAUGCACAAUCAGCUCUUGUUGUGCUGUGACGGUGCCUCUAGAGGCAAUCCAGGGGUGGCGGGAGCUGGUGUGGUGGCGAGAAAUUCUGCUUGUGAAGUGGUUGGGGCGAUGUGUGUUGGUCUUGGAAUUAUUUCCAAUUACAUGGCGGAGUUGUAUAUCAUUCUGAUUGGUUUAGAAUGGGUAGUUCAAUGGGGAUAUCGGGAUGUUCUAGUGCAGACUGAUUCAUCAAGUGUCAUAACAGCUUUGGAAGGGGAUUCUAUUCCUUGGUUUGCUAGACAGAGAUGGUAUGAUGUAAAGGGCAUGUUUGAUUCUAUAAAUUUUGUGCACACGUACCGUGAAGCCAAUUUCGCAGCUGACAAGAUGACGAAGACUGGUUGCUUAUUAGAUAAUGGAGUGAGACUCACUUUUGUUGGUCGUCCUGAUUUGUUAAACUCAAUAGAGUUCACAUAUGUUUCCUAUUUUCGAUUGAAAUAG
Molecule: messenger RNA, 1041 nt
Organism: Papaver somniferum (opium poppy)
Lineage: Eukaryota; Viridiplantae; Streptophyta; Magnoliopsida; Ranunculales; Papaveraceae
Exons: 2
Coding region: 1-1041 (346 amino acids)
Molecular function (GO): nucleic acid binding; RNA-DNA hybrid ribonuclease activity
Source: RefSeq, a predicted model, not a curated record